UUCGCCAGAAGGGUACGAGAGAGCUGCAGAAGUGGCCACUCGAAACCGAAGAUUUGUUCUAUUGACAUGGACGCGUGAGCAACAGCCCUGUCGACAGCCUUGCUGUUGUUGUUGUUGUUGUAGCCACGCUCCACACCACGCUCCACAACCCUGCUCUCGUCGCGUCGUGCUUCCUGAGCUGCUGCUGUUGCUGAUCUCGAUCGUCUUGCUUUUCUAACUUAGCCACAAUCGUCGUCACGAAUCCUGGUGAGGAGUGGUCAUGGCAUCAGCUGGGGGUUCUGGGACGCAAGUGCGGAAGUCUGACGAGGAGUGGAGAGCUAUUUUGAGCCCCGAGCAAUUCCGAAUCUUGCGAAAAAAGGGAACUGAAUACCCUAAUUCCGGCGAGUACAAUAAGACCUAUAACGACGGUGUGUAUAAUUGUGCUGGCUGUGAAGCGCCUCUUUACAAAUCCACCACAAAGUUUGACUCCGGCUGUGGAUGGCCAGCAUUCUUUGAGGGGAUCCCCGGUGCCAUCAAUGAAACACGUGAUGCAGAUGGUCGUCGUGUGGAGAUUACAUGCGCUGCCUGUGGAGGUCACUUGGGCCACGUUUUCAAGGGCGAGGGAUUUCCUACCCCUACGGAUGCCAGGCACUGUGUUAACAGUGUCUCGUUGAAGUUUACACCAGCGAACAUGGCUUAGAUUACAGGUGUUCAUUUCUAUUAAAACAGCUGUUGAAGAAACAAGGUUGGAGGUCCAGUGCUUCUGCACAAAGCUUUACGUUUCAUAUAGAUUUGUCUAUCAGAAGACUCAAUUGAGCACUUCACUUUAUAUAAACUAUCACUCUCUCCGACACAUAUCUAUAUCUAUAUAUAUAUAAUUAUGUUAGUAAGAGGAGCAUCACUUUCAUCACAGGCAUCUUCGUCAACCAUUUGGAAGUAAAUUCAAUGGUUUUCAUCUGUGUGGGCUCUCAAGCUUAAGCAUACUAGACUGUAGACUCCUAGCUUGUCCGAGUGUUGUACAUUUCUAUUAUUAUUACCAUAAAAGCAUAUUAAUCGAAAUGGUUUUUUAAA
Molecule: messenger RNA, 1050 nt
Organism: Physcomitrium patens
Lineage: Eukaryota; Viridiplantae; Streptophyta; Bryopsida; Funariales; Funariaceae
Product: peptide methionine sulfoxide reductase B5
Biological process (GO): protein repair; response to oxidative stress
Molecular function (GO): peptide-methionine (R)-S-oxide reductase activity
Source: RefSeq, a predicted model, not a curated record